GUUCCUUCCGCGCAUGCGCAGAACACCCGGAAGUCGCCUCAGAGGGCGCCGCCAUCUUUGUUCCGGUCCCGCUGCCCGGCUCCAGCAUGUCCGAGACCUACGAUUUCCUCUUCAAGUUCCUGGUGAUCGGCAGCGCCGGCACCGGCAAGUCCUGCCUGCUGCACCACUUCAUCGAGAGCAAGUUCAAGCAGGAUUCCAACCACACCAUCGGGGUGGAAUUUGGCUCCAAGGUCGUCAACGUGGGCGGCAAAACGGUGAAGCUGCAGAUCUGGGACACGGCCGGCCAGGAGCGCUUCAGGUCGGUGACCCGCAGUUAUUACCGAGGGGCCGCGGGGGCGCUGCUCGUCUAUGACAUCACCAGCCGUGAGACGUACAACGCGCUGGCGCAGUGGCUGACGGACGCGCGCACCCUGGCCAGCCCCAACAUCGUCAUCAUCCUGUGCGGGAACAAGAAGGACCUGGAGGGGGAGCGGGAGGUGACGUUCCUGGAGGCGUCCAGGUUCGCACAGGAAAACGAGCUGAUGUUCCUGGAGACGAGCGCGCUGACGGGCGAGAACGUGGAGGAGGCGUUCCUGAAGUGCGCCCGCACCAUCCUCAACAAGAUCGAGUCCGGGGAGCUGGAUCCCGAGCGGAUGGGAUCUGGGAUCCAGUGUGGGGAUCUGGCACCCUGA
Catharus ustulatus (Swainson's thrush) is the source of this 671-nucleotide messenger RNA. RefSeq names its product RAB4B, member RAS oncogene family (gene RAB4B). Gene Ontology annotation, cellular component: endosome. NCBI's taxonomy places the organism in Eukaryota, Metazoa, Chordata, Aves, Passeriformes, Turdidae. The transcript has 7 exons. Gene Ontology annotation, molecular function: GTPase activity; GTP binding. Gene Ontology annotation, biological process: Rab protein signal transduction; regulation of endocytosis. The record is from RefSeq and is a predicted model, not a curated record. The coding region runs from base 87 to 671 and encodes 194 amino acids.